UCUGUCAGCAGAAGUCAAGCAGCUGCAGAGUUGUGGGUUUGCAGUCUGCAGGUGUUUAUAAACUACGUCCUACAGGGACUAAUAGCUGCAGCAAUGGACCAUCGAAUAACUAUUUGGAUAAAAGAAGAGAGAAAAAAUGACAUACCAAGUACACCAGGCUCCAUGGUCGAGGUAUACCCCUCCAGUGUGAAAAUAAAGGAAGAAUUGCAAGAUUACGUGAAUGAAGAGUUACUUCAAGAUCCAUUGAAAAUCGUAGAGACUUGUUUCGAUGGAAAGGAAGAUGGAGGAAUGGAACUGAAUGCGAGUCCACCUGAGCGUAAUAUUGAAGUAUAUGAAGAGUUCAUCAGUACUGAAUAUGAUCCUAUCAGAGUUAAGAAAGAGGAGAAUUCGGCAUCUGAGAAUGAUUGUCUCGAUGAAUGUGACCCACUGAGCAUGGCAGAUUAUCAGGAGGGAGCAUCGGAAGGAAGCGUACCAGGCAGUAUACGAUUGAUUAAAACCACCGGUGAAGAAACAUGUCUGCAGGGAGCGACUGGUGAUGAGCUGGACAUUGCUGCAGAGAGAUCAGCACAUUCUGUAGGAAUUAGAAUACCGAGAUCUUCAUGUGCUUUAAGUAGUGGGACUACACUGACAUUAAUUUGGUGGAGAUUCAUGUUAUAUUGAAAUGUGUGGUCAUGAAUAUAAUAUAGAUCACUGAUGUUCCAUCUUCUGCCAACCACCCAUACCUACCUCCAAAUCUUCCCCAUUCCCCAUCCAUCCCAACACCACCCACCCCUUCAACUGCCCUCUCCACUCCCCACCCCACAAACCCCCAACUUGCACCUCCUGCCAACUGUACCUCCUUUGCCUCUUACUCCACCCAUUCCACCCCAUUUCUUUUUCUUUUACUGAGCAUUUGUGUUGCAUUGUAGGCACUCUCAUGUUUUAGGCACAUGUGGGAAAUGUCCUUGAGGAUCUUUCAGUUUCUAAGUUUUGUGGCAUUUCCACCAUCUCAUGUUGGUCGUGAGAAUUGUUGCAGCAGUACAAUUUCUUUUAAGUCUCCAGGAACCAGUGAAUUAUGAUUUUAUAAUAUUGCAGCCACACAAUCAUUUUUGGAAUCAAAUUUUAUUGUGUAUCUAAAGGGCUUAAUUUACACUCCGAGUAUGGAGUAUUACACACUAUGUCUGUAAGAGGGUGCUAUGAAUGUAUAUUACAAGAAUGUGUUAAGCACUUAGACAAAUCAAUAUCCACCAUGUCUCUUAGGGUAAUGCCUCUUGUAACCCAAAGAUGAUGUGGCAUGCACAGUCAUGCAGCUUUGUUACAAGCUCUGCCAUUGUUUUGACAAAUGUUAGUGUCAGUUGUUGCACUGAAGUGAUGAAUACAGACAGCAGUAAUAUACUGGCCCUUAACUACACCAUAUUGUGUAUCAGUGGAUAUUCACUUUGCACAGUAUCAGCCAUAUUAUGUUUUUAUGGUAUGUAUUGGAUCAUAUAAUGUGAUGACUGGUUUGUAAGACAGAAAUGUUUUUUUACAAUGAUGAUGUGUCACAGAGAGCUCACAUAUAUUCUAAUAUGUAAGUAAUGUUUUCACAUAGACAGUGACUUCUUGUUAGUAUACCCUGCACCAUGUGAUAUGCACACAUUACUAAUUUUCAGUUCAACAUGCACUAAACAAUAGCUGUAAAGCUGAAAUAUUGAUUGUGUGAAAUAAAUGAACAGUUUCUAGUCAAAUGGUGGAAAUGUCUUUCAAAAAAUUCUACAGGACUGAUCCACCAUGAAGGGAAAACCAUUAUAUGAAUAAGUGAGAAGUUUACAGUGCAUUUAUUAUAGAAAUUCUCUGGUACAUUAAAACUUUUUUAUAUGCCGAUCUUACAGUCAUGUAUGAUACUUCUCUUCACUAAUAAUGAAGAAACUAAUGUCCUUUGCGACUUCUACAUUUUAUGCCAAUUCCAAAUCUGUUUUCAUUUUUUUCCUGUCACAUAGAGUUCUGCUGCUAUUUGACUUCAAAGGAUAUUAUUGUGCUAUUAGGUUAUGUGUACUGUUGGAGGGAAAUUUCUCAAUAAGGUGCUGUAUGCCUUCAGUUUUUUACACCUGUUGAUGCUAGUUGGUUUUGUGUGACCUUGAAAGUAUUGUUUAUCUCACAGGCUUGCAUUAUCAGUGCUAUAUUGCGAUUAUUCUGUAUAUUUAAGAUGGUGUUAAUAAAACAGCAUACCUGUUGUUUGUAGUUACUACAAUGUUAACAUGCAACUGUUUGAACAACUCGGAUGCUUUCUGUUACUCAUACAUUUGUGAAAAUUACACACUGCCUAAACAGAGAAUAAUUAUAACAGAUUUUGUUAAAAAUGCUUACCAGUCUUAUUUUAAAAUGUAACUUGGUGACCAGAAAACAAGUGGAUGCCAAAGACAGUUUGUCAUUAUUGUGUUGAGAGGUUAAGAUUGUGGACAGGAAGGAAAGAAAACAUGCAUGCCAUUUGCAAUUCCAGUGGUGUGAUGGAAGUUUAAAAAUAACCUUAAUGACUGUUACUUCUGUUUAGUUAAUAUUCUGGGGUCCAGUUCGAAAAGUAAGAAACAAAUUGUGUAUCUAAGCAUUGAUUUAGCUGUUGGGCCAGUUCCACAUGGAGAAGUUCAGAUUACUCCCCUUGCUCCAGCUGUUGUAGGGAAUGUGGCAGUAGAUGGUCAUGAAAAUGGAGUUGAUGCAAUUACCAAAGAUGGUAAUGUUUACCAGGCUGUGUGUGACUGUCUCCCACAACUGUUCUAUCAGAGUGAACUUAAUGGCUACAUAUGAGAUUUAAAUGUGCCUAAGGAAUCUGCAGAACUACUUGGCUCCCAGUAAAUGACUAAGAAUCUUCUGGUACCAGGAACACAUUAAUAAUGGUACAGACAUACUGAGAAAGAAUUAGUUUCUUCAUUCACACAGAAUGAUUCCUUGGUUUACUGCAGUAAUGUAAACGAGUUCAUGCACUUCUAUGCCAUUGAACAUGAUCCUGCUGAGUGUAAACCUUUUCUAGACUCACCAACGAGGAGCGUGAAAGACGUUUUGUUGCAUAAUGGGGGUGCAUAUGGUUUCAUACCUGUGGUCCAUUCAGUUCAAAUGAAAGAGACCUAUGAAAACAUGAAGAUACUUUUUAACAAGUGUCCAAUAUGAGGAGCACAAAUAGCUUUUUUUUUUACUCCAGAGUUAUCAAAAUACUGUUAAAACACGAAGUGGGGUUCACAAAAAUGCCUUGCUUUCUAUGCAAAUGGGGCAAUUGGGCAAGGCAAAGACUCGAUUGUGAGAGUUUGGCUGGAGUGGAAAAAUUUUAUGCCUGUAACUAGAACUAUCCUGCAUGAGCCACUUGUAGAAAAAAAUAAAAUCUUGCUUUCAAUACUGCUCACAAAAUUGGGCUUGAUGAAGUAUUUGUAAAGGCUCUACCACAGGACAGACCCUGCUUCAAAUAUCCUUCCAAGAAAUUUUUGUUUAUCACACAAGACAAAUUGAAAGCUAGAAUUUUUUUAUCCUAAAGGAAUUGAUGAAAGAUGAAGAUCUUGAUAAGAAAAUAAAGAAUAGAGAAAUCUGAUCUGUUAUUGAGCACUUAUAGGUUUAAUAAAGAUCCUAAUUACAGGGCCUAUGUUUAAAACAAUUGCAAAAUUUCAAGAUGGGUUGUAACAUGAGUGUGAAAGUCCACUUUGUGCACUCACAUAUUGACUGUUUCCUGGAAAAUUUUAUACACUACAGUGAAGAGCAGAGUGAGUGUUUUCACCAAGAUAUUGAGGUGGUGGAGAGGAGGUAUUGGAAACUGGAGUGCAACUAUGAUAGCUGAUUACUGUCUGAUAUUGGAGGAACAAUCAUUAUAUGCAAGGUUGUGCAAGGAAGUCAAAGAAGAGAAAGUUUAAAAAUUAAU
This is a messenger RNA of Schistocerca serialis cubense, 3856 nucleotides long. RefSeq lists its product as uncharacterized. NCBI's taxonomy places the organism in Eukaryota, Metazoa, Arthropoda, Insecta, Orthoptera, Acrididae. The record is from RefSeq and is a predicted model, not a curated record. The transcript is spliced from 9 exons. Bases 94 to 660 code for a protein of 188 amino acids.